AUGUUCCAGGGUGUCGCGUACAACACAUCCAGUGGUUCGGUGCUGGACAAUACCAACCUGCACGCUCCUACUGCAGGGCUCGCGUCGGUACCGUCUAUGGAUGAGGUGGAGAUUCUGCCCAUUGGCAGUGGAGGUGAAGUCGGCCGUUCAUGCGUGGUUGUGCGUUACAAGGGUCGCUCCGUGAUGCUCGACUGCGGGAACCACCCGGCAAAGAGUGGUCUGGAUUCUCUCCCGUUCUUUGACAGCAUUCGCUGUGACGAGAUUGAUGUUGUGCUCAUUACACAUUUUCACCUCGAUCACUGUGGGGCAUUGCCGUACUUCUGCGAGCAGACAGCUUUCAAGGGCCGCGUAUUCAUGACGAGUGCGACCAAAGCUUUCUACAAGAUGGUAAUGAAUGAUUUUCUGCGUGUGGGUGCGAGUGCUAACGAUAUUGUGACAAAUGAAUGGCUGCAAAGCACCAUUGAAAAGAUCGAGACGGUCGAGUACCACGAAGAGGUGACAGUCAACGGCAUCCGCUUCCAGCCGUUCAACGCUGGUCACGUCCUUGGUGCCGCACUCUUCAUGGUAGACAUCGCCGGCAUGAAGACACUUUACACCGGCGACUUUUCCAGAGUCCCUGAUCGUCACCUGUUGGGCGCCGAGGUACCUCCGUACUCGCCAGACAUCCUCAUUGUAGAGAGCACGAACGGUAUUCGCGAGCUAGAAUCACGCGAGGAACGUGAGUCCCUCUUCACCACGUGGGUGCAUGAUGUUGUGAAGGGUGGUGGGCGAUGCCUGGUGCCAGUGUUCGCGCUGGGUCGCGCCCAAGAGCUCCUGCUCAUUCUUGAAGAGUACUGGGAGGCGCACAAGGAGCUGCAGCACAUCCCUAUCUACUACGCCUCUUCUUUGGCGCAGCGAUGCAUGAAGCUCUACCAGACAUUCGUCAGCGCAAUGAACGACCGUGUGAAACAGCAGCACGCCAAUCAUCGCAAUCCUUUUGUUUUCAAGUAUAUUCAUUCACUUGUUGACACCCGUUCAUUUGAGGAUACAGGACCAUGUAUCGUCUUGGCAUCGCCUGGAAUGCUGCAAUCGGGCAUUUCUCUGGAAUUGUUUGAGAGGUGGUGCGGUGAUCGACGCAACGGUAUUAUCAUUGCUGGCUAUUGCGUUGACGGUACCAUAGCCAAGGAUGUCCUCACCAAACCGAAGGAAGUCACGAAGCCAGACGGAAAGGUGCUUCCCCUCCGCAUGCGAACCAUUCAGUCUGUCUCGUUCUCCGCACACUCCGACGGAAGACAGACGCGCGACUUUAUUCAGUGUCUCCCAAAAACGAAACAUGUUGUUCUUGUACAUGGCAAUGUUGGUGCCAUGGGGCAGUUGAAGAACAAACUGCAGCAAGACUUUGCGGAACGUGGAGUGAAAGUGUAUGCUACCAAGAAUCAAGAGGCCAUACGUAUUCCGUUCAGCGUGCAGCGCACGGCGAAAGUUAUGGGCACACUGGCAAGCACACCAGCGAACGAUGGUGGCUUCGUCAGUGGUGUGUUGCUGGUUUCUGGACAACACACGUAUAGCAUCGUUCACCCCACUGACAUCCCGCUCUUCACUGACCUCAAUGUGGCGCAAAUUCAACAGGCCAUGGUGUUGCCCCUUCCACGCUAUAAGUCAGCACUCGAGGUGUUGGAGGUCCUUCAGCGCUAUUUCGCGCAGAGUCAGAUGUUCGAGGAUGUGGAACCGCAACAACAAGGUGCUGCGAUUCCAGAAAACAGUGUGCAAGAGGGUGAUCUCGAAACGAGUACUACCCGCAUUGCUGUCUCCAACGACGUGUGUGUUGAUGUGAAGCAGAGUGCAAGAUCACAAACGACAGUGACAAUAACGUGGACUGCCAGUCACCGCAACGACCUGCUUGCAGACGUCACAUGCAUUGCCUUGGCGAAACUUAUGCACGAGGAGCACGCUGCAGAAAGUACUGAUCCCCUUCCUGUCGACGUCACUGGAAAUGACCGUCUCUUUCGGCUAAAGUGCUUCCAUCACAUGAUGUCUCAGUUCUAUCCUUCAGUCACAACCAACCUUGGGACGGGUGUGUGUACCGUGGAGCUUGAAGACGGGCAGGUGGCGACUAUCACAGACUGUAUUGAGAUUGAUCUCCAGGACAGCAAGAAGUCUGGUUACUCCUCGGCUGAAGUUGAGCGGCUCAAAACUAUUCUAAAGCGCGUGUACCUAACGCUCUUUCCCAUCCCUGUUGAUCAAGGAUGGUGUGACUGCGGCAUGAUUCACGGAGUGGAGCCGGUUCCAACGGAGGCCGUUUAA
This is a messenger RNA of Trypanosoma grayi, 2283 nucleotides long. RefSeq names its product putative cleavage and polyadenylation specificity factor. The record is from RefSeq and is a predicted model, not a curated record. The transcript has a single exon. Gene Ontology annotation, cellular component: mRNA cleavage and polyadenylation specificity factor complex. Gene Ontology annotation, biological process: mRNA 3'-end processing by stem-loop binding and cleavage. NCBI's taxonomy places the organism in Eukaryota, Euglenozoa, Kinetoplastea, Trypanosomatida, Trypanosomatidae. Bases 1 to 2283 code for a protein of 760 amino acids. Gene Ontology annotation, molecular function: RNA endonuclease activity; RNA binding; 5'-3' exonuclease activity.